Anthonomus grandis grandis is the source of this 1897-nucleotide messenger RNA. RefSeq names its product serine/threonine-protein phosphatase 4 regulatory subunit 1-like. NCBI's taxonomy places the organism in Eukaryota, Metazoa, Arthropoda, Insecta, Coleoptera, Curculionidae. The record is from RefSeq and is a predicted model, not a curated record. Gene Ontology annotation, biological process: protein dephosphorylation. Gene Ontology annotation, molecular function: protein phosphatase regulator activity.
AUGUUGUUUAUAUCUGCUACCUAAUUAUAUUUUUAUACGAUAAUUAUACGACAAUUUCCUUUUUUAAUAUUGCUAUUUACCUUUAAAUAUUUAAAUAAUCUCGCGAGUGUAUACGCACGUGUGUCUGGCAAAUGUUCAGUUCCCGUUUACCGAGAACUUAUCCGAUAUAAUGGCCUUUAGUGAUGUUCCCGUAUUAACGUUUGAUAACUGGACUGACGACCAAACUGACGAAGGUUUCGAGGCUGGCGACUGCUCAUCUUCAGGGGCGGCAGAUGAUGAUCUCGGUUUGACCCCUCUGCAGUUACUCCAGAAGUACAUCUACAACGAGGAAAGCGAAUUCGAAGCCGUCCAAAGGAGCUUUAGGCCCAAUGUCCCAAAUACGGUCCUGCACGUGUUCCGGAACGCCCCCGCGGACCUCAUUACAAAGGAACUUCCGGAUAUCAUGAAUCUUUUAACUAAUAUGCAAAAUGCCACCCUGAUUCAUCACAUGCUGGCCAAAGUGCCCAACAUCGCAGAACAGGCGAUCGAAAGCUCCGAGAGGGUGCCGGCACUAAAAGAUGUCGUCGGCGACUGUCUGCUGCCCCUGGUGCUCAGAAAUCUGGGCAACUCGGAGGCUAGUCUGGGCAAAAAAGCCGAGAGGGCCCUGAUCGAAAUGAUCGAGAAGGGCCUGAUCACUAAAGUGCAAGCCGAGAUCAAAAUAUGCCCUGAAAUCUUGGCUUUGACCACGAUAUCACAGGAGGGUUGCAACACUGAGGUCAACAUAGGGGUCACCACCAAGAUUAUGAGCAAACUGGCUCAUCUGCUAGGAAAAGACAUUACCGAGAGGAUUCUGUUGCCCAGGUUCAUCGAGCUGUGUUCAAGUCAUAUAUUUUACAUAAGGAAGUUCGCCACUUCGAACUUUGGGUAUUAUUGCGCCGUCAUUGGGAAGGAGGCGUUCGAGGGAAAACUGCUGCCGCUAUAUCUCUCCCUCUGCCAAGACGAAACCUGGGGGGUGAGAAAGUCCUGCGCCUCGGUGAUCACUUACGUGUCCUGUGCAUGCCCUGCCGACUUAAGGAAAGCCCUCUUGGCCGAAUCGUUUGCCAAACUGUUGGUGGACGACUGCAGAUGGGUGAGCAUGGCCGCCUUCGAGUCCUUGGGCACCUUCAUCGUCACUUUCGCGGAUCCUCCUUUGAUCCACAUGGGCUACGACGCCUCCGGCGAGCUGGUCCUGCUCACACCAGGGGAACAAUUUUCGGGAGUGUUGGGGUUCCAAGACGAACGGUUGCUGGUUUCCUCCGGGAUGUUCGGCCCGGAGUUCGACUUUGACGGGAAUCAAGUCACCGAUUUGGACGACGUCACUUUCUGUCAAACUAUGGAAUACUUUAGUAACGGAAAGGGGAAAAACGGGACUACCACACCAAAGGAACCCCCCGUUGAAACGAAGCACGAGGAUGACUUGCUUUCCUAUAACGAGUUUAACUAUUGGCACAUAAGUCCCCCGGAAACGAUCGAUCUGGAGGGGUUCGUCGUCGAUUUGCCCCCCAACGCCGCCGACCAAGGAACCGCCUCCUUACAAGACCAAGAUGCCACUGAUCUCAAUAAAAGUUCGGCCUCUGCGCCUGGUGAUAAUAUAAGUGAUUUAGUUAAUAAACUUAGUGAUGUAAGUAUCAACGAAGACGCAGCCCCCUCUAUGGCCGCAAUAGAGGAAGAAGAAGAGGAAAACGUCGAACCGCCUCAGAAAAUCGUCCCGCAACAUUUAUUGGACAGUUUCGUUUCGAUUACGGACCCGGAAAAGUUCAGCGACGGUGAAAUGUUGCAGAAUUGCGCGUACGUGUUGCCUGCUGUGGCGGUCACUUUGGGAAAAGACAAUUGGCCGCUGCUUAAAGGCACUACGGAACGAUUAGCCAGUAAGUGGUGA